CUCUCUCUCUCUCUCUCUCUCUCUCUCUCUCUUGCGCUCUCUCUUUUUCUCUCACAACCAGCCCCCUCCCAUCCAGUCCACCUGCCGGCGUUCCAUUUCUCCUCUUUCCUCCUCUCGCGCAAUACAGACUAUCCAUGGACUGUCCUUUCUCUCGGCCACUCGAGCAACAGGGUCACCCGGCAACUGGACCAAACCUGCAUCUCCCUCUCCAUCAGUCUCUUCUCCGCCACCGGCACCUCGUCCACCUCGGUGAUACCCCCCUCCCGGCACGUGCAGAGGAAUAGGAGGGGGGCUGGGGCGUGUCUUCUGCAAAUGAGCAAGAGAGCAAGCAAAUGUGAGUGUAGGUGAAAGUAAGAGAGAGGGAGAGAAAGUAAGAGAGAGGGAGAGAAAGCAAGAAAGAAGUGAGAGAGAAGAGAGGAGUAGGAGAAGCCGGAGUGUCCACUGGGGGAAGGAUGGUUUUGCCGGCGAUCGUGCAGCUCCUCCGAGUGUGUGUAUCCUGGGCAACUGAGCCCUGCCCCCUCUCGCCAUGAGCCUGGCCGUCCGUGUCUCCUGCUCCAUGCUCAACUGCUUUGGUGAGGAGGGGCCUCCCAGUCUGGAGUAUAUCCAGGCCAAGGACCUGUUCCCACAGAAAGAGCUGCUCAAAGAGGACGACAGUCUGCAGGUGCCUUUCCCAGCUCUUCAAGGGGAGGGGGUGGAGUAUCUGGGCCGUGCCGAUGACGCCAUCAUCGCCAUCUCUAACUACAGACUUCACAUCAAGUUCAAGGACUCUAUCAUCAAUACGUACCCAGGUGUGGACACUGAGAUCUCUGUGCCUCUGAGGCUGAUUGAAUCCGUGGAGAGCAGAGAUAUGUUCCAACUGCACAUCAUCUGCAAGGACUCCAAAGUAGUAAGGUGUCACUUCUCCACGUUUAAGCAGUGUCAGGAGUGGCUGAAGCGGUUAAACAGAGCCAUAGCUCACCCCGCCCGGCUGGAGGACCUGUUCGCUCUGGCAUAUCAUGCAUGGUGCCUGGGAGGCUGCGCUGAUGAUGAGGACCAGCAUCUGCAUCUGUGCAGACCAGGUGAACAUGUUCGUCACAGAAUGGAGAUGGAGGUGAAGAGGAUGGGCUUUGAUAUGCAGAAUGCAUGGAGAGUGUCCGAAAUCAACAGCAACUACAAACUGUGUUCCAGUUAUCCUCAGAAGAUGCUGGUGCCGGUGUGGAUCACUGAUAAAGAGCUGGAAAGCGUGGCUUCCUUCAGGUCCUGGAAGAGAAUCCCAGUUGUGGUGUACAGACACCAGAAAAACGGUGCGGUGAUAGCACGCUGCAGUCAGCCGGAGAUCAGCUGGUGGGGCUGGAGGAACACAGAGGACGAGUAUUUGGUCACCUCCAUUGCUAAAGCCUGCCUGCUGGACCCUGGGUCCCGGGCUGCCUGCACACCUGCCUGCCGGACUCGAGGAGAAGGACCCGACUCCUCCGACAGCGACUUCGACUCAUCCCUGACAGGUGGUCCUGGUCCUGAUGCCAACGCUGCACCACAGAAGCUGCUGAUUCUGGAUGCACGCUCCUACACUGCUGCAGUGGCCAAUCGAGCCAAGGGGGGCGGCUGUGAGUGUGAAGAGUACUACCCAAACUGUGAGGUGAUGUUCAUGGGCAUGGCAAACAUCCACUCCAUCAGGAACAGUUUCCAGUCUCUGAGAGCAGUGUGCAGUCAGAUUCCGGAUCCUGGCAAUUGGCUGUCGGCUCUGGAGAGCACUCGCUGGCUGCAGCACCUGUCAGUCAUGCUGAAAGCUGCCACUCUGGUGUCUUCAGCGGUGGAGAGGGAGGGGCGCCCAGUUCUGGUUCAUUGUUCGGAUGGAUGGGACCGCACCCCCCAGAUCGUGGCUCUUGCUAAGCUCCUGCUGGACCCCUACUACAGAACUAUUGAGGGUUUCCAGGUACUUGUGGAGACGGAGUGGCUGGAUUUUGGCCAUAAGUUUGCAGACCGCUGUGGCCACGGGGAGAAUGCUGAGGACGUUAACGAGCAGUGUCCGGUCUUCCUGCAGUGGCUGGACUGCGUCCAUCAACUCCUCAAGCAGUUCCCCUGCCUGUUCGAAUUCACUGAGGCCUUUCUGGUGAAGCUGGUGCAGCACACAUACUCGUGUCUGUAUGGUACGUUCUUGUGCAAUAACGCUCGUGAGCGAGAGGCUCGAAACAUCUACAAGAGGACCUGUUCUGUCUGGUCCCUGCUCCGUGCCGGCAACAAAAACUUCCAGAACUUUCUCUACAUCCCCUGCCAUGAUAUGGUACUGCAGCCGGUGUGUCACACGCGAGCACUGCAGCUGUGGACCACCGUUUACCUGCCCACCUCAUCUCCGUGCACGGCAGCCGAAGACGCCAUGGAAAUCUACCUAAGCCCCUCCUCUCAGGGGGAGGAGCUCACCUCACGCUCACUGGAUAGGCUUCCUAAGACCAGAUCAAUGGACAAUCUGGUCUCUGCUUGUGAGAAUGGCGUAACCCUCACUCGCACCUCCAGCGACCCCAACCUCAACAAGCACUGCCAGGAGGACCGUCCACCCUUGGAACCGAUGACCGGCCAGGGAGGUGGAUCGACGGACAGCCCGGAGGACACCUCCGACACUGGGCUGGGCAGUGAGGACCAGGAGGUGGAGACCUAUGAGGAGAGCCCUCCCUCAGCAUCUCCUGAACCCACUGAGAACGGCUGCAUAGAUAUGAAAGUGGAGCCAUGUUUAACAACACAGCCUUUGCCAUCCCUGUCGCAUCCUUUAGCAUUAGAACAGGCUCCUCCCGUGCCCUGUCAAGACCUGCCAAUUAUACACCAAGCCCUGCCUCAAAUCACAAGCCCUCCCUUUCCACCUUUGCCACAGGAAUUGCAUGCUAGGACAGUGAGUGCCGCUGACCCAAUUGCUGUUAAUACAGCAGAUCCAGUUAACACUCAAUUGUGUAAUGGUGUGGAGAAGCUUGAGGGCAGCAGUGAGCCACCUAUCUUCCCCUCACCUAGUGCAGUUGAGCUUUUGGCCAUUAAACAACUUCCUUCUCUUGCCCCAAUGGAGGAUUCUACAGAGACACUGACCGAGCAAGGCACCACCCAGCCUGAACUUCAGCCAGCUCGGAAAGCUAGCGCUGGUAAGGCCCAGGUUUUGGCCCAGAUUUCAGCUCAAAGCUCAGCUCAAAGCUCAGCUCAGAGCUCACCCCAGGUUUCAUCCCUGGUGCCAGCCGAUGAAAGAAGGACUCAAAACAUAAGAGGCACUGAGCUCAUCCAAUUAAAAGCCACAGCGGCUGCCGCCGACUACACACGAGCAGCAAGGCGUCUAAUCUCGCAGAGCCAGCUCACAGACCUCUCCCUGCUGGGUUCGCACUGGGACAGCAUGCAGGGCCUAGUCCAGUCAGCCUGCGGGGGAACCCUCCAGCAGGGCAGCUUGCAGGGUCGUCGUCUAGCGAACAAGCUCCUCCGUGCCCACGGAGAGAGCUCCAGCAAUGGUCCCUGCUGCCCUCCGCGCUCUCCUGGCAGUCCGGUUCAGAACGGCUGGAUCUCAGCUGUUAAAAACACCAGCUAUGCUGCGCUCUACGCUUCGACGGCCUCGUCUUCAGCUUUGGGACCAUCCUUCCGCCAGAUACUGCCGGCAGCCCACUGCGCACCCUUUUUCGGGGGCUCCCCAGGCAUGCUCCAGGCUCCAGCUUACCUGGACAAUGACGGCUUGCCGGUGGCCGUGGACGCUGUCCAGCAGCGUCUGCGCCAAAUCGAGGCCAGCUACAAGCAGGAGGUGGAGGUGCUGCGGCGGCAGGUCAAGCAGCUGCAGAUGAAGCUGGAGAGCAAGCAGUACUGCUCGCCACCGUCUGAGCCUGACGUGGACUACGAGGACGACAUAACAUGUCUGAGAGAAUCAGAUGACAGCGAUAAGGAGGACUCUCUGUCGGACCACAGCGAGGACCGCCUCAGCGAGGGCAGCUGGGACCGCGUGGAGAGGAAGGAUACCGAGGUCAGCCUCCCUCAUAGCCUCCUUCAGGUCACCAGGUGGGUACCAGACCACAUGGCCUCACACUGCUUCAACUGUGACUGUGAGUUCUGGAUUGCCAAGAGACGCCAUCACUGCAGGAACUGUGGGAACGUGUUCUGUAAAGACUGCUGCCACCUGAAGCUGCCCAUUCCAGAUCAGCAGCUGUACGAUCCGGUGCUGGUGUGCAACACCUGCUACGACCUGCUGCAGGAGAGUCGCACGCGAGAGAUCCGCUCACAGCAGCUCAAAAAGCCCAUCGCUACGGCCUCCAGCUGAGCACACCAGUUAACCUCCUCAGUCACAUCAUGGGCUGCCCAGGCCCUCCUUGCAUAGGUGCCCUUUAGAGGUGCCUGAUGUUUUUGGCAGAGGCGCCCUGCCCACACUGCUUUGUGAGGGAGAGGAUGUGGGUAAGGAUGAUGAGGAGGAGACGGACUCAUGGGUCAUUAUGAGCUUGAAGUGCUGGGAAGAAGGGGCAUGGACAGGACUGAGAGAAAGAAAGGACGGACAGAGGGACAGACGGACAAACAGACAAAAGGAUGGAGUCUGUAAGAGAGAGAGACACAAGGAAGGCGUGGUGUGUGGUGGAGUGAUGGGUUUUUUAAUCACAUGGAGAUAAACUGAACUGAACUGACUAAUCCGUCUGGUUAAGCUGGUGGAGCCAUCAGCGACAGGUUGCCAGCGUCCUGCUGGCUAACGGCAUUAGUCCACCAGGUGGCGACAAAGCUACACUAAAAUACCCCUCCCUCAAUUAUUAGAGACUGAGAGGGACUUUUACAUCUUGGAAAAUCAGUCAUAUAUACAUAUACUCACAGCCCUACUGUAAAAACCUGUUCGUCACACAGAUUUACCCACCUGUUAAGCUUGUAUACACACACGUAUACACCCAAACACACAAACAAACACAAACCCCCCCUACACACCUCAAAGGACAAUCUCUCUCGUCUGCCCUCGAAGCCGGUGGCUCGGGUGCCCUGUGCUCGUCCUACCCGAGGCUUUAUAUAAAAGAAAAAGAAAAGAGAUCGCUGCUGCUACAGUAUUUAAACAGAAUUAUAAUUUUUUAUCCUUACUUUUGUGCACUAUAAGCUGUUGUAAAUUUGGAGGGAAAAAAUCCAAGAGACCAAACCCAAGCAAAAGGGAGAAAUACCCGCGGUUUGUUUACUCGCUGUGGUCUGUUCCGGUGGGCUGUGCCUGUGCUAAGCUUGAAUGUCGUGUUUUUUUUAUUUUGAUUUGUUUUAUGUUUUGUACGUGAGCUUGGGAGUUACUGAGAAGACAUGUUGCCAUUUGACGCUGAUCCGAGGCCAGUUUUGUAUGUAUUUUUCGUAAGGGUUCGUAAAAAGCGAGGAGGGAUUAAGAUUAAGAGGGUCUCAAGCCUCAGAUCAGUGCAAAAGCGUUUCCGUGUAAGAGUUUAAAUGGAGAACGUUUAUCAUCACUGUCCACAAAUGCAUCUGUCUGGUGGGUCGCGUUCUUCUUGUCCCUUUCUGCUUUGUGUAACGAAAACAAAACGAUGAAAAAAAAAAAAGUUAUGCACCACAUUUUUCUGGACACUACGUGAUUCUGUAGCAAUGUUCUACUGUUCCUCCUAAUCAAGGAAUGACUCGAACAUCAACUAACAAAAAAAAGUUGAGUUGAGGGUCAAAACCAAGAGCCAUUGUGUUGUUUGGACAUGAGGUAAUGUUUUAUUUCGUGUGUGUCCCUAAAUCGGAACAUUACACAAUAGCAUUAUAUACUCAAAACCAUGAUCUUCUUUAUUUUCUUGUGCUUUUUCUAUCAGAAAUGGUUCCUUGAGUUUUUGCUGUAUGUGCAUUGUUUAAUGUUGUUCCUUGAAAUAAUAGUGCCAUUUAUUUUUCUUUUUGUAUGAUUUUCUUUUUCGCCUUCAUUUCUCAUGAAAUACACCGUGUUACCUACCAGUAACGGUUUAUCAUGUUUAAAAGGUACAAAUAGUUAGCUAGCUAAUGAGUAUUUUCUGAGGUUCCGGUCAGGAUCCACAAUGUCUAAUGGCUUUCUUUCAAAUGGCAAAAAUGAUGAAGGAACGUUUUUGAUUUAGAGAGGUAAAAAAUAAUGAACCCAGAAGUGUAAUAUAUACUUAUCUGUACUAGUGGCUCAAACCUGUCACUUAGUGAAUAAUUGAUGUAAAGAAAUGCACUGUUCAAGUCAAAUCCCAUGGGUUAAAUAAAAAUAUAUGACUAUGA
Molecule: messenger RNA, 6162 nt
Organism: Astyanax mexicanus (Mexican tetra)
Lineage: Eukaryota; Metazoa; Chordata; Actinopteri; Characiformes; Acestrorhamphidae
Gene: mtmr4
Product: myotubularin related protein 4
Exons: 19
Coding region: 527-4249 (1240 amino acids)
Biological process (GO): dephosphorylation; regulation of autophagy
Molecular function (GO): metal ion binding; phosphatidylinositol-3,5-bisphosphate 3-phosphatase activity; protein phosphatase binding
Source: RefSeq, a predicted model, not a curated record